Messenger RNA from Cetraspora pellucida, 507 nucleotides. Lineage: Eukaryota; Fungi; Glomeromycota; Glomeromycetes; Diversisporales; Gigasporaceae. The record is from the annotation of a GenBank genome assembly.
AUGAAUUCUAUUCAACAAGUUGAAGAGCUCAUUAAAGAAUAUUUACUGGCUGAAAAAAUUAUUGAAGAAUUAUAUUCAUUCAUAGCAAAUAGUGAUAUAAAUGGAUUACUUGACUAUUGGGAGUAUUUAAAUAUAAGAUAUUUUUCGAGAUUAGAUGCUAGAUAUUUUGGAAGUGUUAAGAAGUUUAAGAUAUCUCUUUUAAGAUAUUAUCUUGUAUAUGCGACACAACAAAAACGUAAAGAAAAAGUGCUAGAAUUCUUUGAUACGUUUGAAACGGAUUUAAAUGGAAAUUCGGAGUGGUCUAAAUGGUUUGAUCGAUUUCAAAGACGUGCGUUGGAAAGCGAGGUUCAGUCUCUACAUAAUGUGAUAGUUGAUCUCAAAUCAAAGAUAGAACAUUAUGAUACCGAGCUCGCAAACUUACGACAAACGCCUAUUCAUUCUCAUGAAUUAUUAAGCCCACAGCGAUGUGCAAAGUCAUUGCUUGAUCAAAAAAAUAAUGAUGCGUAA